Molecule: messenger RNA, 3180 nt
Organism: Phlebotomus papatasi
Lineage: Eukaryota; Metazoa; Arthropoda; Insecta; Diptera; Psychodidae
Exons: 2
Coding region: 1-3180 (1059 amino acids)
Biological process (GO): proteolysis
Molecular function (GO): aspartic-type endopeptidase activity
Source: RefSeq, a predicted model, not a curated record
AUGGAGGCGAAAUUCCUGAUGGAAGAAAAGCUCAAAGAAUUGUCGUCUGAUGACGAUAAGACUCAGCAUCCCGUGUCCGAUGGCCAAUCUUCGGAUGAAGAUGAUGCUGAGGCUCGUUCCUCAAAUGCUCUUAGAUACCUUGAGGAAUUGCUUCCCGAUCCAAUUGAAAUGCCCACACUCGCACAAUUUAUGACUUUCCUACGCAAGAGGCACAGAGUGCUCAAAGCAAACGAUAAAGAGGAUUCAGGUGAUCCUGAAAGCAAGAAAAAAGGUGCGAAGAAAGAAACCGUUAAAAAGUCAUUUCAUCUCACCAGCAAGAUGGCUUGUUUUCUGUGCAAAGAAGCUCAUGGAAUAACAAACUGUCCGAAAUUCCAAGAGCUGACAUCUUACAACAAACAUCAAACAGCUCUUAAGCUUGAUCUUUGCCUUAAUUGCUUGUCACAUAAAAAGGACAAGGAAUGUAAGAGCAAAAGGAAUUGUCAGCAUUGUGAUCAAAAGCAUCACACCUUGCUACAUUAUGAGAAAAAAUCUCAAGUUAAAGAAACUAAACCUAAGAAAACUGAUGUAUUAGUUCUAUCUACGGAUAAUCAGGAAGAACAGAAGGAUUCUGAAGAGUUUGAGGAUUCUGAGCAUGUCUCCCUGCAUACAAGCUCAACUUCGCCAUUAUUUCCUACAAUUCUCAUGAAAGCGAGAGCAAAUGGAGGAGAUUGGCAUUAUCUUCGUGCGUUGCUUGAUACAGGAUCUGGGGAUUCCUUCAUAUCAGAACAAGCAGCCCAAGAACUUGCGUUGCCACGCGAGAGAAUUAAUGCACCCAUUCGAGGAAUAGGUGGAAGUGCAGCUGCUGUCUCGAAACAUCAGGUUCAGAUCAUUCUAGCGCCGAGAUUUCCAUCAACUUAUAAACUUGAGGUUGGAGCACUUGUACUAUCCUCGCUCACAGGACUAUUACCACAACAACCUAUCAAAACUGAUUCAUACAAAGGAUUGAAGGUUGAUAACAUUCUGAUGGCAGAUCCAACAUUCAUGACACCAGGAUCCAUAGACAUGAUCCUUGGUGCACAGAUUUAUGCAUCAGUUUUGAAGAAUGGGAUAAAAAGAUCAAACACUAUUAGCGCACAGAACACAGAGUUUGGAUGGAUCUUAACAGGAUCUCAUAGUCAAAAGAAACUUCCAGAAAGUAAAAUAAUUAGCAUGAUUUCGAUGGCUGAAAUUGAUCGAAAAUUACAGCUUUUCUGGGAAAUGGAUCAACACACAGAGCCACAUAGGGUGCUACAUCGUGUUGAAAAGGAGUUUGCAGAAACACAUUCAAGAACCGAAGAUGGACGAUAUGUAGUCCAAUUGCCAUUUAAAGGUAAUCCUUCGGAACUAGGAGAUUCAAAAAAACAAGCAAUGGCUCGCUUUAUUAAUAUGGAAAAGAAAUUCGCCACAAACGAGCAACUAAGAAAGGAUUACUCUGAAUUUAUUCAUGAGUAUAUUUCUUUGGGGCAUAUGUCGCUUGCACCUCCUGAUGGUGGAAAAUAUUAUUUGCCACAUCACGCGGUUUUUAAGAAAGAAAGUUCCACGACCAAGACGCGUGUUGUCUUUGAUGCGUCUUGUAAGACAUCAACUGGAAAAAGCUUGAAUUCAGUGUUGCAUGCUGGUCCAAAGCUGCAACAAAAUUUAAAUCAGAUUAUCAUACGUCGGUGUAAAUACAAGUAUGUAUACACUGCUGACAUCGAGAAGAUGUUCAGGCAGAUAAUCGUAGCAGAAGGACACAGAGAUUACUUAAGAAUUCUGUGGAGAGACAGCCCUGAGCAACCAAUUCGUGAGUACAGGUUAAAUACGGUGACGUAUGGAACUGCACCGGCCACGUACUUGUCGGUGAAAGUUCUGAUGCAGUUGGCUGAAGACGAAGGAGCGCAAUUCCCUGGUGCUGUCGCCGCCAUAAAAGAUUUUUACGUCGAUGACGUAAUGACAGGGGCAGACACAGUGGAGGGUGCUCUUCAAAUUCAGAAUGAAUUGAUCAAUUUGCUACAAAAGGGAGGCAUGAAUUUGAGAAAAUGGACUAGUAACAAACCUGAGUUGCUAGCAAACCUCUCUGAAGAACAAAUUGAAGCUAAGUAUCUGCAACUGACUGAAAAUGAGACAUUAACAGCUCUUGGUGUUGGUUGGGAUCCUAACACCGACCAAUUUUCUUACAAAAUAAAACCAACUCCUCGCUCUGGUCAGAUGGACAAGAGAAUGAUACUAUCCGAUCUGGCUUCUAUCUAUGAUCCUAUUGGUUGGCUAGCUCCAGUAACUAUAAGAGCUAGAUUAAUCAUGCAGAGAGCAUGUAAGGAUCAAGUAGACUGGAACAAACCUGUUUCAAAAGGCAUCGUGGAUGAUUGGAAAGAAUUUCUACGUAACCUUCCAGAGGUGGAAAAAAUAAGAAUUCCGAGAUACAUGAACUAUUCACCAGGAGCAAAUAUACAGUUGCAUGGUUUCUCGGACGCUUCGGAGAAGGCGUACGGCGCAGUGGUGUAUGCACGUGUUGAAAAGGAUAGUCUCGUGAUGAUACUACCACUUGCUGCUAAAACACGGGUUGUUCCAUUGGACAAACCAUACACAAUGCCUCGACUUGAGCUCUGUGGAGCAGUUUUGCUAGCUGAGCUCCUUGAUAUGACUUUGAAAACACUCGAUAUCGCGGAUGUAAACUGUCAUGCUUGGAUUGAUUCUAAAAUAGUCCUGGCAUGGCUUCGAAGAGAUGCAUCUGAAUGGGGUGAUUAUGUAGCCCAACGGAUCGAAAAAAUUCAUAAAUAUACAGAUAAAAAGAUUUGGCAAUAUGUUUCCACAGAAGAAAAUCCAGCAGAUCUUCUGUCGCGAGGAAUUUGUCCUUCAAAAUUACGUACCACCAAACUAUGGUGGAGAGGACCAACAUGGCUAAAGGAUCCUGAGGAUUAUUGGCCAGAUAAGGAGCAUGAGCAUCUGAGAAUGGUAGAAGAAGCGUGUAUGGCUGCCACAUCUACUUUAAUUCCGUUGUCGUUGAUAGACAGGGAUGAUUUUUUCGACCACAUGGCUGCUGAAGAAAAAAUACCAGAAUUAGAUAUACCAGAGAAUGAGCUUCUGGAUAAAUAUGAUUCCUUAUCGAAGACAAUUCGUAUCGCAGCAUAUUACUUCAGAUUUAUUAACUUGUUAAAGAAAAAGAUCAAACAAGAGGUCCUUUGA